Tachyglossus aculeatus (Australian echidna) is the source of this 2083-nucleotide messenger RNA. It is a transcript of the gene CWC25, whose product is annotated as CWC25 spliceosome associated protein homolog. Gene Ontology annotation, biological process: mRNA splicing, via spliceosome. Lineage: Eukaryota; Metazoa; Chordata; Mammalia; Monotremata; Tachyglossidae. Gene Ontology annotation, cellular component: U2-type spliceosomal complex. The record is from RefSeq and is a predicted model, not a curated record.
AUUACGAUUAUUAAUAAUAACAACAAUACUCUUACUAACAAUGAUAACCACCGUCGUCGUUAUGAUUACGGGCCCUGAGGAGAGGCUACCACGUGACGACGCCGUCGAGUCGCUACGCACCCUCUAGCGGGGCGGGGAGGGGGAGUGACGUCAUCUCCCCGCGCCGCCGGCCGGGGGCGUCAUCCCCCGCGCGCCGCCCUCGACGGGAGAGAGGGGGCGCCUGACGUCAUCUCAGGGCGCCGCCCACCCCAGACGCCGUCGCAGAGGGAUGACCUCACCCUGCCCCCCGGAAGUGGCCGCUGAGGGGACGCCGCCAUCAUGGGGGGAGGAGAUCUGAAUCUGAAGAAGAGCUGGCACCCCCAGACGCUCCGCAAUGUGGAGAAGGUUUGGAAGGCGGAGCAGAAGCAUGAAGCGGAGCGGAAGAAGAUCGAGGAGCUGCAGCGGGAGCUGCGGGAGGAGCGCGCCCGGGAGGAGAUGCAGCGCUACGCUGAGGACGUGGGGGCCGUCAAGAAGAAGGAAGAGAAGCUGGACUGGAUGUACCAGGGCCCCGGCGGGCUGGUGAACCGGGACGAGUACCUGAUGGGCCGGCCCGUCGACAAGUACGUCCUGGAGAAGAGCGAGGACAAGGAGGCCAGCUGCUCCUCGGAGACGGGCCUGCUGCCCGGCUCCAUCUUCGCCCCGUCGGGAGCCAACUCCGUCCUCGACAUGGCCAGCAAAAUCCGGGAAGAUCCGCUCUUCAUCAUCCGGAAGAGAGAGGAGGAGAAAAAGAGAGAAGUUUUGAAUAACCCCGUGAAAAUGAAGAAAAUCAAAGCAUUGCUGCAGCUGAGCCUGGAAAAGAAGGAGAAGAAGAGGAAGAAGGAGAAGAAAAAGAAGCACAAGAAGCACAAGCACCGCAGCUCCAGCAGCGAGGCCUCCGCCAGCGAAGGCGAGAGGAGCCGGAGACGGAUGUCGAGGAAACCCGCCGGCUCUCCCCCUGCCCAGUCCAGGGUCCCGGGCUACGGCCUGCUGGUCAGGGAUCCCGAGCAGCGCGGUCGGAGGCCGGAGGGCUCCCCGACGGCGGAGCGGAAGAGCGGAGCCCCCAGGCCCAGGGACAGGUCCCGGAGCGUAUCCCGCUCCCCGCGGAAGGGGACGGGAGAAGGCGAGUCCCGGAGCCGGCAGCCCCGCUCCCCCGGGCCCGGAAAGCCGCGUGGCUCCAAGGGAGACAGGAAGGACAAGGAGCGGGGGAAGAGCCCCCAGCCGAAGAAAGAAGGGUACACCCGGCGGCACGCCUCGGGCUACACCAGAAAGCUCCCGGCCGAGGAACUGGAGCGGAAGCGGCAGGAGAUGAUGGACAACGCCAAGUGGAGGGAAGAAGAGCGUCUCAGCAGCCUCAGGAAGCACGAGAGGGAUGACGAGCGGGAGCAGAAGCUGGAGAAGCUGGACUCGCGGGACGGGAAGUUCAUCCAGCGCCUGAAACUGGAGAGCACCGCCACCUCUUCCUUGGAAGACCGCCUGAAACGCAACAUCCACUCCAUCCAGAGAACCCCAGCCGCCCUCGAGAAGAACUUUAUGAAGAGAUGAUGAAGUCUGCCCGCCCCCGGGGUCGGGGCCCCACCCCGCCCCCCCUCCCGAGAGCUGCUGGCUCGUACGCAUUCCUCUUUAUAAGAGUUGAGAUGACUUCUUCUGAAGACGUGUCCCCCCCACCGCUGCUCGAAAUGAACCUUCUCGCCCCGGCCGGAGAGGGGCCGCGAAGGUCCGGGCGGGGAGAGCCAGCCGGCUGGGCUCGCUGGGCGGCGGGGGGACUGGGUUGGCGGGUGGGGGCGAGGACGCCCUGCCGGCCCGCCCGUCUGCCUGGCUUCCACCCGCCGCGGGGCCCCCGAAGGUUUUCUAAAAGGGCCGACGGGGAGUCCUCCCUCACCCUCGUUCCCUCCUCCCCUGCCCAGCUUCGCUCACGGGAGGAGAGUUGGACGAGGCCCCGGGGGUGACGGAGGGAGGAGGAAGUCAUUUCCCAAAGCCCCCCCAGGCUAGCUGAGCAAAGCCACCUUUUUUUAUGUACAGCAGGGCAGACGUACAAAGGUACGUCGGAAUAAAUUUUUCUAAAACG